AUGGCGGCCGCGGGUAUCGCUGUCAGUGUUUCCAUGGGGGUUAUGAAACCUGUCUUGGAAAAGCUCGCCACUCUCAUGGGCGACAAGUACAAGAAGCUCAAGGGCCUUCGGAAGGAGGUGUCCUUCCUCGUGGAAGAGCUUAGUGACAUGAAAGCCCUCCUUGAGAAGAUGGACGACGCUGCCGACGAACUCGACCCACAGGCCAAGAAAUGGAGGAAAGAUAUAAUAGACAUGUCCUAUGAUAUUGAAGAUUGCAUCGACAAAUUCAUGGACCGUGUUGGGGAUGCUAGUGACAAAAUUGGGAUCCUCAAGAAGGCUUCUGGCUUUCUAAGAACUAUCAAGGAUCGUUACCACAUAGCCAACCAGAUCAAUGACAUCAAAACUCGUGUGAUCGAAGCAAGCAAACGCCGAGAUAGGUACAAUCUCAAUGUGUGCACCUCUAGUUCUACCACAAAAGUGGCUUUUGAUCCUCGCCUGUCUGCACUAUACAAGGAUUCAACAACCCUUGUAGGCAUUGAUACCCAAAAGGAAGACCUUGUCAAAUGGGUAGAGGAUGAAGAGAAACAACUAAAGGUGAUGUCAAUAGUAGGAUUUGGAGGUUUAGGCAAGACAACACUUGCCAAUGAGGUAUAUCGUGAAGUCAAAGAGCAUUUCAAUUGCAAGGCAUUUGUGUCGGUUUCUCAGAAGCCUGACGUAUCAAAGCUACUCAGCACCGUGCUUUCAAAACUUGUGCUGUCUCCACCUCAGCCUUGCGAAGUGCAAGAGGUCAUCGACAAUCUGAGAGACUACCUGGAGGAUAAGAGGUACUUCAUUAUACUUGAUGAUUUGUGGGAAGUGAAACAUUGGGAUAUUAUUAGUUGUGCUUUUCCACGAAACAGGCAACAAAGCAGGCUUAUUGUGACUACAAGAAUUGAAGGUGUGGCUAAGGCAUGUCGCAUUGACCAUGGGUGCAUUCAUUAUAUGAAACCACUAAGUGACAUGGACUCAAGAAAGUUAUUCUUUGGGAGAAUUUUUGGCACCGAAGAUACUUGCCCUCCUCAGUUCAUAGAAGUUUCAUCUGGAAUUCUAAAGAAGUGUGGUGGUUUGCCACUUGCAAUUCUCACUAUGGCUAGCACUUUAGCAUGCCAGCCCAUAGAGAAGUGGGAGUAUAUACAAAGUUCUAUAGUCGCUGAAUCUGCAGCAAACUCCUUGGAUGACAUGAUGCAUAUCUUGGACCUGAGCUAUAAGCACCUUCCACGUCAUCUAAGAGCAUGCUUUUUGUAUGUCGGCAUUUAUCCUGAGGACUACAUUAUUCGAAGGGAUGAGCUCAUUGACUUAUGGGUGGCAGAACGUAUUGUGGUGAGCAAGUCUCCUGGGCAAGAUGUAAGGGAUGUGGCGCAGAGCUAUUUCAAUGAACUUGUCAACAGGAACAUGAUUCAACCACAAUCUUAUUACUACAAAGUACAUGAUAUGAUGCUGGAUCUAAUCAUAAAGAGGUGUAGAGAAGAUAAUUUUGUAAGUGUUGUGCACAGUGCACAUGUGGUGAUAGAACGGCAGGACAGGAUUCAUCGACUAUCAGUCAGCUUGAGUGGUGUUGCAGAUGAUGACUCGAUAUUUCAGGUGGCCACUAAUUGCUGCCGAUCACAAGUUCGUUCUCUUGUCUUGCUUGGAGCAUCAAAAUGGAUGCCUCCGCUAUUGGAGCUUAAGUCUCUCCGGGUGCUUUUCCUUGAAUUUCCCGAGCACCUGAUGAGAAUGGACCUCACAGGUGUUGGCCAAUUGUCUCAACUGAGAUACUUAAAGGUUGAAGUCAAGCCAUGGAUAUCGAAUCGUUCAGAACGUUCCAUUGUGUUACCUAGUGAAAUUUGGAGGCUACGACAUUUGGAGAGGCUGGAAAUAUGUUCCAUACACGUUUGCUUCACUCCAUCAGAUAUUGUCGACUUGCCACGCUUAUCCCAUCUCAUCUUGCCAUUUAAUACGAGGUUGCUGGAUAAUAUUAAGGGCCUCGGCAAACUCAACAGGCUGGAAGAGUUGGCCCUCGAUUGCCAGAGAGACAACUUCUUGGAGAGUAGGCCCAGAUGCACGGAUGGUGUUCCUAGGUGGAUCGGAGGUCUCCAAAAGCUCAGUUGGUUGAGUCUUGGAGUGAUGCAGAUGCCCCAGGAUGAUAUUGACAUCAUUGGUGCAGUGCCCUGUCUCAUGUCCCUCGAGCUGUGGAUCCCAGGCAUGUCUACGGGCAGGAUGGUCAUAGGUGGGACCACAGGGUUCAACGCUCUCCAUUAUUUUCAUUUCAACUGUGAUGUGGCGUCAUACCUGACAUUUGAGGACGGAGCUAUGCCUACCCUCCGAGAGCUCCUGUUGAUACUGGAUUCACAUAAAUGGGACAAGGCUACACCUCACGGUCUCCAAUACUUGGCGAGCCUCAAGAAAAUAACUGUAUUUACGGUUUUCAAUUAUAGCGACGCAGGAACAUCGAGUAACAAAGAAUCAGAGAUGUCUGAGGCUGUGGGGACGUUGGGCGACAAAGGAUCAGAGAUGUCUGAGGCUGCGUUGGUGAGCAAGGUGUUUCAGGAAGCAGCCGACGCACAUCCGAGUCACCCAGAAUUUACCUUUUACGAAGGGGUCGCGACAAGUUAUAAUAAACAGUGCUCUCGCCUGCUCGAUCGCCGUGCUACAUUGGGCGGCUGCACCCUCCCCUACUACGGCGAAGGACACUUGAUCUCGCUUCUCCAGCCUGCUGGGAGAUUGGCCGUUCCCCUGCUGUUUGCUUCCUCGGUGUCUGACACUGACAGUGUAGGGGCCGGGCCCUCCCAUCCUACCAGUCGGCGCAAUGGGCUCAGUUGUUCGUCUCAGUGGCCAUCGGUGUCCACGAUGAUACGUCUCUGUUUCAUCUCCGGUGGCGGCCUCUGA
Molecule: messenger RNA, 2883 nt
Organism: Miscanthus lutarioriparius
Lineage: Eukaryota; Viridiplantae; Streptophyta; Magnoliopsida; Poales; Poaceae
Source: the annotation of a GenBank genome assembly